Messenger RNA from Hyalella azteca, 2911 nucleotides. RefSeq names its product calcium-independent phospholipase A2-gamma. Bases 101 to 2275 code for a protein of 724 amino acids. The transcript has 6 exons. Gene Ontology annotation, cellular component: membrane. The record is from RefSeq and is a predicted model, not a curated record. Gene Ontology annotation, biological process: arachidonate metabolic process. Lineage: Eukaryota; Metazoa; Arthropoda; Malacostraca; Amphipoda; Hyalellidae.
GACGGAACUUCAAAAGCUCAGAGAAGAAUUUAUAAAUUAAAAUAGUAAAAUCUCUCAGACCUAUCUAACAACUUGUCAAUCCAGUCAGCUGCAAAAUUUAAUGGCUACAUCAUCAAGUCAACGUCAGUCUAUUGUACAAUGGCAACGUUUCAUGACCCUUGUAAAGAAAUACAUUUAUCUGCAACCAAAGAAUUCAAGUGCGAUAAAUAUCUUACCUGCACAUCCAAUGCUUAAAUCUGCUGUAUUAACCCAGCAAGAGUAUACAGCUAUUUGGCAAGCUCUAACAAUUUGUGUUCAUCAAGUUAGAGUGUUAAAAACUGCUGGUGAUAUUGUUAAAACUUCUACUAUUCAUCGAAGAAAAAGAAACACAAAUUCCACAAACAUUUGUGCUGAUGCUGUGAGAGAAUUUCUAAGUGAUGGAUGCAUAACCAAUAAUGAAAUCAACAGUGCUAACAGUAAUCAUGCGGCCAUCACUCCUCAUCCUGGUGUUGCUACAAAACAUGAUACCAACUUGUAUGCGUGUAGUCAUCAUCACAUCAUUAAUGCACAUAUCUCCAGUGUUGCAAGUCCUACAGCCAUGAUCCAACACUCAGGCCGUUCAUAUAUUCGGAUAUCUCAACCCCUCAAUGUAAACAAGUCUACCUCUGCUGGUACAGCUUCCUGCCACGCUCCCAACAGAAUCGUACCGGCUCCAACCUAUACUUCGAUGAGGUUUCCUCGUUCUCUGUCUUCUAAAUCAUCCAAGUCAUAUGAUGAACCAAACGAAGAAUUAAGUGGCAAACUCACAAAUCUGUCUACCUCAGUUAUCGCAACUCCCUCUGCUCCUGUUGUGCCUGAAUUUCCUGACUCAGAGUUACAGAGAGCAUUAAAAAUAGUUAAUUCGUACAUACCCUUAUCUCUGUCUCAAAUAAGCCUCAGCUUCAUGAGAUCUGCUAAAAGUAAAAGCAAUAAUGUUCCGGUCAAUCUUCCAUCACGGCCUAAAUGGUUGGACACGAAAAGAGAUGUGGUUUCCAAGACGUCUGUAGAUUCGCGCACGCGCCAUUUGGUGCAAGGCUUAACGGUCGAAGGCGAGGGUGCGACACUGCGCCGUCUGUGCGACCUAAGCAGCCACCUUCGCACCUACCCAACGGCUUACACUGCCGCCGUCAAGCUGGGGGGCAUAGGCCGAGUGCUGCGUAUACUCGAGGCCACGAAAGACAAACACGUCGCCUUGGAGGCUAAGGUGGUAUUAGGCCUCAUGGGCUACUCGGGUCCGGUCUCAGGUCGAGGUCUUCGUAUCCUCGCCAUUGAUGGCGGUGGAGUACGAGGGUUAGUUGCUAUUCAGCUGUUAAGAAAGCUUGAGGAAGUCACUGGUAAAGCAGUGCACGAAAUGUUUGAUAUGAUCUGCGGUGUGUCGACGGGGGCAAUCGUAGCAGUUCUUAUUGGAAUUCACCGACGGUCGCCCCUAGAGUGCGAAGUGCUCUACCGGGACCUGAGUGAGAAGGUAUUCACGCAGACGACGUUACGCGGGGCCACGAGCCUGGUGAUCAACAACAGCUACUAUGACAGCAACGCUUGGGAUAACAUCUUGCGUCAAAACAUGGGUGAAGCACCCCUCCUCCAAAGCUUGUCUUCAGGGCUGCCCAAGGUGUGCUUGGUUGCUUCUCACGCAGUUCGUUCACUGACUCAAGCGUACUUGUUCCGGAACUACGUUUUGCCGCACAGAGUUGCUAGUCACUAUAGCGGCACGUCGCGAGCCCUUCUCUGGCAAGCCGUCAGAGCCUCUGCCGCUGCUCCUGGAUAUUUCUCUGAAUUUCAACUGGACGAUAAGGUUCUUAUGGAUGGAGGCAUUAUCGUCAACAACCCUGCAGCAAUUGCUGUUCAUGAGGCUCGGCAGCUGUGGCCGGACUCGUCUUUCCAGUGCGUCGUGUCGCUGGGCACGGGAAGAUUCCAGCCUGUCGAGCCUGCCGCUUCUCUCUCCAUGAACUGGGGCAAUAAGCUGAGGAGCGUCAUCAACAGCGCCACGGACACUGAAGGUGUACACACCAUCAUGCACGACUUGCUGCCCGGCAAUGUGUAUUUCCGAUUCAACCCUCACUUGAGCGACGAGUUUGGCCUGGAUGAAAUAAGACCAGACCGCCUGGCUGUCAUCAUGCGCGACACGGAACUUUACGCUCGUAAGAACGCGACCAAGUUCCAGGAAGCUGCAGCUGCUCUCUCACUGCAGAAAACGCCCUACCACAAAACCUUGGACUAUAUUAAGAAAGCACAAUAUUUACACGGCUUCGACUCAUGAAGUGGGACGGAUGAGUUUAACUCUUGGACUAUUAAGCCUUGCAUGCGCAAUUGGGAGGUGUAUGAGGAAUUGUCUGUUAUUCAUUGUUUAUCUAAGUUGCUUGUUAUUUAUUAACAACGAUUAUUAGCUUAGCAGCCAUUAUUAUCAACCACCUAUGUGCUAUAUUAAUGAAUUUUAUCGUGAUAAUUGCAUUUAUUUAUUAUCUCUUAGAGACAGCUUCUAGCCAUCUAGUCACAAUUGUUUCAAUUACAGUGCAAUCGGCUACGUCUAUUGACCUAUACUAUUUAAGGUGUAUUCUAAAGAAGCAGGACAAAUAGGAGUAAGCCUCGCUUUUAAGUUUCUUGCUUAACGCUUGUUUCUGCUGAUGAAUAAGCGACCGAAGUUGUGAAAAAGUUUAAUUCUUCAAAAGAAAAAUUUAAUUCUUCUGUGUACGCUAAAAGUCAUGAUUUAAUAUAAAUAACUACGUUAAAAAUAACUGACAGCCUAAGUUAGUAUCAAGUUCGAAAAGUGUAGUAGUAGUAGUAUAAUGGUUUGCUAGCGCUUCCGCUAUCGAAAAAUGUAAUAGAAGCUUAAGCCUCAGCCAAUAAUCCAAAUAAAUUUUAUAAAUGUUUUAUUAAAGUAAAAAAUGAAUCUAUU